UUGUUCGGCAAAGCUUCCAAUAUGGAAGAGCGAAGUGUUUCUGUUAAAGCUGUAAUACUUUUUCCUUGUUUUGGUAUCUAUUUCUUUCUCUCUGUUAAUACUAAUUAAGGUUGCAUUAGUUGUGGUCUAAAAAGCCAUUAAACAUUUUAAUAAGAAUUUCAAGAAGUAUAUAUAUAUAUAUUUAAUUCUCUAAUUAACAUCCUCUGAAAAAUGUUUUAUGUAUGAAUUUAAUUCUAGAGGAGUCCGAAACUGAACUGAGCAUUGAUAAAAGAGAAGUAGUAUGAGCUUAACCUUUUUAUUGUGCAUGAAUGCAACAACUGUGUACACAUUUUAAGCAUGAUCUUUUCACCUUAAACUGUCCUGGAGAUGUAUAUCGGAGCAUAUUUCUUGCUGCACUUCUUCAUCUAAGGAUAUAGAAGUAUUGCUAGGUUUGCUAUCUAUUUGUAAGGUUUUAAACUGGUGUUUCUUUCUUUGUUGAGGUUUUUGGAUAUUGGAGAGAAAGAUUUUAAGCAUAGGCUUGAAAUAGAAGUUUAUUACUAAAGAAGACAAUUCAAGAUACUAAAGAUGUUUCAUUAUUGUUGGCUCAUUGAUGCUAGUUCCCUGGAUUUCUUAGACUUGAGUGCUCGUGAGUUUCACGAAAAGUCAAAUACAAAUCUACUUUCUGCUUUAGAUUUAUGUAUACCUCCUCGAAGAUAUUCAUAUUUACCAACAAAUGCUGAUCUGUCGAAUUAUGCGAUUCUGGGCCCAAGACAUGUUACAGUUGAAUUCAUUAGGCGUACAGUAUUUAGAGGACAUAUGCAUGUCGAUAUUAAUACUGAUGUUGCAGUUUCUCCUAACAUGAAACUAAUUAAAAUUUUUACUUAUACAAAGCAAGAGGAUUCAAUCUUAAAUGCUGUGACAUCCUGUUUCUUCAGCAGUUUUACUAGAAAUACUUUGGAAAGACUUGAAACAAAUUUUGAACCAGAAACAGUUAGACUCUAUUUAAAACAGGUUAAGACAUUUUUUCAUUGCAUGGAAAAGUCGUUAUUUCCAGCUUCUUUUGAUUAUGAUCCCAACAUCAUAACAUUUGAGAAACCUCGUUUAAAUUAUAACAGCAGAUUAAGGUCACUAUUCGUGGAGAUGAUAAUGAGGAAAAUAGCACUGAAGUUAAUAAAGUUGCUGUUGGACAAAGUUUGUACAGAUUCUGCCCUUGUUGUGUCAGUUCUUGAUGCAGUUUGCUUCCCAUGUAUGAACAAAGCAAAUCUUUUCUUUGGAUAUGGAGCUGAGCAAAUGAAAUACAUUUUUUACCAUCUGAGGAAAGCAAAUUAUUGUCAUUUUGUUCAGAUUUUGGAAGAUCUUCGAAAAGAUUCAGAAUAUGACUUAUUGCUUCGAAGCAAACCAGAACACUUAUUGGUUCUUCUCAACUGUGGAGUUAAGAUUGCAUAUAACCCAAUUGUAGAACCUUAUGAUUUCUUUCUGCUUGUUCCCCCGGAGCAGAGAGAACCAAAUUCGAGAAGAAUUUCCAUGUUUUUUCGAAGAGAAGCAUUGGAUUUAACAUCAAGAGAGUCUUUUAUUAUUGAAAUUAUUGGUUUUGUCUUAACCUGGAGUGUUCCUUUCUUUACAUUUUAUUUGGAGAGUCUACGGCUCAUCUGGAGAUCUAUUCCUGAUGCCUUCCUUUCAUACAAAGAGAUACAAUAUUUACUACUGAGAUACACUGACAUCAAGUCUGUGAAUGAUAUCUGCGACCAGCUCAAAAAACAUGAAUUCGACAGUUUUGACAGCAUUGUUCGACCAAGAACCCUGUUGCAUUAUUCUCGGUGUGUGUUAAGAAAAACACUGAUGCGCAAUUCACAGCUGCCAGACGGCAUUGAACUUCUUCGUUUGCCGGAGCAAUUAAAAUCAUACUUGAGAUUAGAAUUUUAGUUUCUAAAUAAAUUAAAUGUUUUAGUGUUCCAGUAAAAAAAUCAAAAUGAAGCAAUCUGAUUUUAUGCUUUAAAAAUUCUGCAUGACAUAAAAAGUGGUUUUAUUGCAAUGAAGAAACCUUCCUGAAGAAUGUAUCCAGAAAAAUUCCUAACACUACCUUUAUUUUUGCAACCUUAGGUCAUAGUCCUAUCAUAUUCUUCCAGUUACAAAAAUGCUAUAAAUAUGGAAAAUAGAGCAUUUUAAAAUUAAGAUAAUCAACUUAAGAAAAAUGACAAAAUCUGCUUUUUUACUCUUCUUUCUUGUCACUAUUGCUAUAUAUAGUUAUGUUAUUGUGGACUUUCACAAAGGUACUGAAGUUUUUGUAUUGAUUGUAUUGAACUUGAAUAUUGUUACGAAAUAUGUUCCUCAGAAUGGGGAUUCCGUAUCUUUACUCGUGCGUUUUAAAUUGCCAAAACUGAGAAUAGCUGAGGCAGAAUACUGUAUAAAGAUGCUGUAUUGAUUUUGUUCUUUAAUAAUAUUGAUAGGUGUCUCUAUGUAUUUCGAAUUGUUUUAAGAUGCAACUUUCUAUAUUUCAUUUUUAAAUAUUUAAAAGCAAUUAAAAUUUGCACGUAAAUGGUCUCUAAAUAAAGUCAAAACUUAGAGUACAGGAAAACAUUUGUAAAAAUAUCAUGAAAUUAAUAAAGAAGCAUAGAUAUUUUCAUAACAUAACUGAUUAAAUUCUCAGGUUUUAAAUGUGAUAUAUGAAUGAAAAAAAAAGUUUAUUUUAAAGAAACAUAUCAUUUACCUUAAACAUUUAAAAUCUAUUAAUUUAAAUUAUUUUUAAGUGAAUUUGUAAUCAUUCAUACACCUUACAUAAAAUUUUUAAACCAAUUUAUAUUAAUUAAGUAUAAUACACCAUAUAUUCUGGAAAGUCCAUUAAUCACCAGACUUUUACCUAGUUGCAACAUAUCUAUAAAGAAAUAAAAAGAAAACUCCAAAAUUGCCCAGUAUCAAACAGAAAUGACCUUACCUAUCACUUACUUCAAACAUCUAAAAUAUACAAAUUUAAAUUGUUUUAAAAUGAACUUGUAAGCAUUGAUAUUAAGAUUAAUGCAGUUAAACUUUUGUACUACUUGAUCUUCUAUAAAAAAAAAAAAAAAAAAAAAAAAAAAA
This is a messenger RNA of Stegodyphus dumicola, 3054 nucleotides long. RefSeq lists its product as uncharacterized. NCBI's taxonomy places the organism in Eukaryota, Metazoa, Arthropoda, Arachnida, Araneae, Eresidae. The record is from RefSeq and is a predicted model, not a curated record.